Messenger RNA from Melopsittacus undulatus (budgerigar), 519 nucleotides. It is a transcript of the gene COPRS, whose product is annotated as coordinator of PRMT5 and differentiation stimulator. Lineage: Eukaryota; Metazoa; Chordata; Aves; Psittaciformes; Psittaculidae. The coding region runs from base 1 to 519 and encodes 172 amino acids. Gene Ontology annotation, molecular function: histone binding. The record is from RefSeq and is a predicted model, not a curated record. The transcript has 3 exons. Gene Ontology annotation, cellular component: nucleus.
AUGGCAGGUGCCAUUGAGCCUGAAAGCUUUGAAGAGGAACGGCUCCAAAAUGAGAGAGAAACCAUGACCUGGAAGCCUAAAAUAGUAGGACAAAACAAAGCAGAAUGUUUGCUGAAGAAUAUUCCAGGUGUUCUUGAUAGUGAGUCUGAAGAAGGUGAAUUCUCUCAUACCUCUCACAAUGAAAGUGAUACUGGCAGCUCCCCUGCUCGCACUUUUCAUGCACAUUCUGACCUGGAAGACUUGGAUGGAGAAUUGUCCAGUAUGUCUGUGACUGCAACUUAUCCAGAGCUGCAAACUGCUGCUGUGCACGAGGUGGAAGACUGGGAUAAAGAGUUGGAGGAUUGUAAUCCAUAUGAUGCUGAUGAUUUCCACUGUGGAAGCUUUCAGGAAAAUAAUCCUUUGGCCUCAUACUCAUGGCAAGAGUUUUACAUCCCAGGCUGUCACCAUGCAGCUUCUCUUGCUUUUACGCCACCAUUUAGAAUGACUGAGACUGGCCAGUUUGAUGAUGCCGAUGAAUGA